Messenger RNA from Daldinia vernicosa, 1243 nucleotides. RefSeq names its product ERV/ALR sulfhydryl oxidase domain-containing protein. NCBI's taxonomy places the organism in Eukaryota, Fungi, Ascomycota, Sordariomycetes, Xylariales, Hypoxylaceae. Gene Ontology annotation, cellular component: mitochondrion. The coding region runs from base 237 to 953 and encodes 238 amino acids. The transcript is spliced from 3 exons. The record is from RefSeq and is a predicted model, not a curated record. Gene Ontology annotation, molecular function: flavin-dependent sulfhydryl oxidase activity; flavin adenine dinucleotide binding.
UCCAAAACCACUAAAUGCUAACUAACGUCCGACGUUGAUCGAACGAUCCGACGUAUCUUCUAUUGCUUCUUUCAUUCACUACAUUUCAAUACUAUUUUUUACUUUACUGUCGAAUAAGCUUCAUUAUUAAACCUUUUUAGUUUGAAUUUCCUUGUUGGACGGACCCUACACCACGAUCUGCGAUACGAGUUUUUAGCCACGCCCUCACCUCAACGCUCGUCUCCCCACAUCCGAAAAUGGCGCGGCAUCUUUCCGUCGUCGUCAUCCUAGCGGUUGCGACUUUCUUGGUAUUGUCUUUCAUGACGUCUUUCGGUGAGAAAACCGAACAAAUACGACAGGUGCUACCUGCGGCGGGUUUGGCCGAACGGCCGUUAGGUGCUUCAGAUGCGAUCACAGCAGAUACGAAAGCAGGUUCAAAAAUAGAUACGACGCCAGAUAUGACAGCAGACGUAAAGCCAGAUGCGAAAGCAAACGUAAUCCCAGACCCGAAAUCCGAUUUCCCUUUGCUGUCGAGCGGAAUCCUCUCAGGAGGCGCAAUUGCCCCGAAGCUUGAGAACGCCACCAUCAAAGCUGAACUCGGCCGUUCGACCUGGAAAUUCUUCCAUACCAUGAUGGCGCGAUUCCCCGACAAGCCUACCGAAGACGACUCCCUCGCCCUUAAAACGUUCAUUCAGCUAUUCGCACGCUUAUACCCCUGCGGUGACUGCGCGCGACAUUUCCAAGAACUACUCGCCAAGUAUCCACCUCAAGUUAGCUCGCGUAGCGCAGCCGCGGGAUGGGCGUGCUUCGUACAUAACCAGGUUAAUGAGAGGCUAAAGAAGCCCAUCUUCGACUGUACUCCUGCGAAGCUCGGGGAUUUCUACGACUGCGGUUGCGGGGGUGACAAAAAGGAGGCUGCAGACAGCAUAGGGGAACUGAAGCUAGAGAAGGAAGGAUUGACCAAGGGUGGCUAAUUGUACAAUUAUAUCUUGUUUCUGGGAGCAUAGCGAUCGGGAGUUCUUGGUGGUUGAUUUUGAUCUUAGAAUGGAAAAUAUGAAGCACUUUUGUGUUGGCUCUCCCCUGGCAUCGAGAACACACCGAAAAGAGUAGAUAGAUCUUAUCUUUUUAGUUGCAGUUUAUGUGAUUUUAUAAUGUCUAGAAUACAUGUAGUAAUUUGUUUUCUUUCGUAUCAUGCUUUGGAUUUUUGCUGCAUCAUAGGUCAGCCUACAAAUUCCAACGCGCAAACCUCAAAUCUCAAAAUGCC